Molecule: messenger RNA, 5570 nt
Organism: Leucoraja erinaceus (little skate)
Lineage: Eukaryota; Metazoa; Chordata; Chondrichthyes; Rajiformes; Rajidae
Product: VPS10 domain-containing receptor SorCS1-like
Exons: 26
Coding region: 517-3840 (1107 amino acids)
Biological process (GO): post-Golgi vesicle-mediated transport
Cellular component (GO): Golgi apparatus; membrane
Molecular function (GO): protein binding
Source: RefSeq, a predicted model, not a curated record
ACGCGCUCGCUGAUUAUUAAUAAGAAGGCGGCUAUCCCUGAACGCGGGUGUACGAGUUAAUCGGGAGAACCCGGCUCUAACGAGAGCAGAGUGAUACUGAGCUGCCGAGGAUCUUGCAUACUCCCAAGUCGCCGUAGCGUGUGUGUGUGAGAGAGAGAGAGAGAGAGCGAGAGAGUGUGUGUUUUCUCUUUUGCAAUCUUUGUGACCAGGAUGCUUACAACACGACAUCGACGCGUUGAUAAAUGAUUGCAGCUUGUCGGAACACAACACAGUGUUGGAUUUAACCAUCAGCCCUCAAUCAGAGUAUUAACAGCCUCCCCCGCUUCCCCUUCUCCCGUCUCAUCCACCCACCUUGAACGCGAACCGCUGGAAGUACUUUUAUAUACAACAAUAUAGUAAACAGGAGGAAAAACAGCCCACCCCUCCCCACCGGAGUAACACAACUUCCAAGGAGUUGGAUCACAUAGAGAGAGAGAGAGAGGGAGAGGUUGAAGUUGGCGGCUGAGUGCCUGAAAGAUGGUCGCACUGGUCGCCCGGGGUCCGCUGUGGAUAUACUCCUGGAUACUUCUCGCCGCCCUCGCCUCGGCCGACUUGACUUGCACCCCUGCUCCAGCGAGGCGGCAGGGACUGGCGUAUGUGCGCCUUGGGGCGGAAGGUUCGGCGGGCCGAUGGCGCCGCGGGGUUUUGGACGAGUUCCCAGCGCAGGGGGUCCCUGCCUCGGGUGAGGACGGCGACCCCCGCCAGGAGGCGGUGAAAGUGACCAACUCGCGGCCGGAGGAGAUGCAACUGACCAGCACCACCUUCGCGUUAACCGGGGACUCGGCACACAACCAAGCCAUGGUGCAUUGGUCUGGGCAGAACAGUAGUGUGAUACUCAUCCUGACGAAGCUCUACGAUCACAAUCUGGGGAGUGUUACAGAAAGCUCACUCUGGAGAUCGACUGACUAUGGAACAACAUACGAGAAGCUGAAUGACAAAGUGGGCCUCAAAACCGUGCUGAGUUACCUGUACGUCUGCCCGACAAACAAGAGGAAGAUAAUGCUGGUGAGCGACCCUGAGAUCGAGAGCAGCGUUCUGAUCAGCUCAGACGAGGGCGCGACCUAUCAAAAGUACCGGCAGAGCUUUCAAAUCCAAAGCAUGCUGUUCCACCCUGAGGAGGAGGAUUGGAUUCUGGCCUACAGCCAGGAUCAGAAGUUGUACAGUUCCAGUGACUUCGGACGAAGGUGGCAACUGGUCCAUGAGAGAAUCACUCCAAACCGCUUCUACUGGUCUGUAAAGAAUUUGGACAUGGAUCCAGACCUCGUGCACAUUGAAGCGAGGACUGCAGAUGGACAUGCUGAAUAUAUCACCUGUCGAAUUCAGAACUGUUCAGAAGCAGCAAGCAGCAAGCUGUUCCCAGGUUAUAUAGACCACAAUUCAUUGGUGGUUCAAGAUGACUACGUCUUUGCACAGGUGACAUCUGGUGGACGGGUAACCUACUACGUGUCAUAUCGGAGAGAGGACUUUGCAGAGAUGAAGCUUCCCAAAUAUUCAUUACCAAAGGACAUGCACAUUAUCAGCACGGAUGAAAACCAAGUGUUUGCUGCCGUGCAGGAAUGGAACCAGAACGACACGUACAACCUCUAUGUGUCGGACGCCAGAGGAACCUACUUCACUGUCGCUAUGGAGAAUGUGAAGAGCAGCCGAGGCCCAGAAGGGAACGUGAUGAUCGACCUCUAUGAGGUAGCAGGGAUAAAGGGAAUGUUCUUGGCUAACAAAAAGGUACAGAAACAGGUCAAGACAUUCAUCACGUACAAUAAGGGAAGAGAUUGGCGACUUCUGGAGGCUCCGACCACAGAUCUGAGAGGCAAGGACCUUCACUGUCUUCUGCCGUACUGCUCCUUAAAUCUGCACCUGAAUGUGGCACAGAAUCCGUAUACAUCUGGCAACAUUGGCAGCAAGGAUUCGGCACCGGGCAUCAUCGUGGCUUCAGGUAACGUUGGCCCUGAACUAAAAGUGGACAACGACAACCCCACCGGCAGCAUGUUCAUCUCAACCGAUGGAGGAAACUCCUGGAGACAGAUAUUUGAAGAGGAACACAGCAUUUUAUUCCUGGAUCAAGGUGGUGCAUUAGUGGCCAUUAAACACACACCCCAACCAAUCCGCCAUCUGUGGUUGAGCUUUGAUGAAGGGAGGUCCUGGAGAAAAUAUAGCUUCACCUCGGUUCCUCUCUUUGUCGAUGGUGUACUGGGUGAGCCCGGAGAGGAAACUCUGGUCAUGACUGUGUUUGGUCAUCUCAGCCACCGCUCUGAAUGGCAAUUGGUCAAAGUGGAUUACAGGUCUAUCUUCAGUAGGAAGUGUAUGGAGAACGACUUCCAGGUCUGGACACUCCACACUCAGGGAGAGCCUUGCAUCAUAGGGGAGACGCGGAUAUACAAGAGACGUCGCCCGGCAACGCGCUGCAUCUUGGGGAAGAAAUACAGAGAAGCGGUGACAUACGUGCCAUGCAAUUGCACAGACAAGGACUUUGAGUGUGAUUUUGGAUAUGAGCGUCAUUCUGAUGGCAGAUGCUUACCAGCCUUCUGGUAUAACCCAUCCUUCGUGACUAAGGAAUGUAGUAUGGGACAAAGCUACCUCAACAGUACUGGGUACCGAAAGGUUGGUGCCAAUAACUGCACUGGUGGUGUCAGAGACCAAUACACAGCCCAGCGGCAUCCGUGCUCCAGCCGAGCUCCCCGCGGCCUGCACCUCAUCACCAGCGAUGGACGGCUGGCCACUGUGUCUGGGCAGAACGUCACCUUCAUUGCCCAUCUAGAAGAGGGAGAUAUUCCAAGGACCAGGCUCCAGAUUGAGUUUGGUGAUGGUACCGCAGUGAUCUUCGCAAACCUCAGCUCUGUCAAGGGAGGGAUCAAGCACGUCUACAAGCACGGCGGAAUCUACCGUGUCAUCGCGCAAGUGAAGAACAACCUGGGGUCCACGCGAGCAAUCCUGUUCCUGCAUGUAAAUUGUCCUAUCGAACAUGUGCACUUGACUCUUCCUUACGUUGCAAUCACCAACCAGGAGGUGAAUUUGACAGCUGUGGUGUUGCCCAGUACCACUGGACCUCUCACUUACUUCUGGUGGAUUGAAAACAAGACUGAGCCUAUCGUCACCCUGGAGGACAAAGCCCCCAUCAGGUUCUCCACAGAGGGAAUAACAAGCAUCACCAUCCAAGUAUCUGAUGGCAAUUCCAUUCUCCAGGACGUAAAAAGCAUAGCAGUAUUUGAUUCUUACCGCUCAUUGUUGCUGUCGUUUACACCGAACUUGGAAGAUCACAACCCAGACAUUCCCGAAUGGAGGCAGGAUCUCAGCAAGCUUGUUAAAAGAACGCUCGGAGAAGUUACAGCGUUACCAGAGCAACAAAUGUUGCUAGCGAUCCUCCCAGGUUUACCAACUGCAGCGGAACUGUACAUCCUCCCACACCGAGAUGCUACGGAGGAGGGGUUAAACAGUAUGAGUUUAGAGCAGAUUUCAGACAUGGUGAUUAACGCAUUGAAUCAGAAUCGGGUUCAAUUCGAGCUAAAGCCUGGCGUUCGGAUCAUUGCUUCCACCGCCCAUCUGACAUUAGCUCCUCUUGUGGAUUCCGGCCCAGGACACAGUGGUUCAGCUUUGUUGAUGCUGUUGUCUUUGGCCUUUGUUGGCUUAGCUGUUUUUUUAAUCUACAAGUUUAAAAGUGCUCUGAGCAGCCUUAUCCACCAUGUUGGAGGGACCGUCAGAGAGGAAUGGCCAUUGCGGGCUCCGGGUGAGUACAGGGCCCUUACCCCAACACUCACACCCACCUCCAUACCUUUCACAUCACUUUGUCACGACAUUUCAUUUUAAAGCAUGCAUUGUGUAUAUUCCUUUGCCGGAAAGAAAUCUGUUUUUAAUAAUGACAUUGCUUUGUUCUUUCUUCAUGUCCCAUUAAAAAUGUGUCAUUUGACCUUUUCACGGCCAUUGCCUGCAUGUGUUUGUGUACUGGUAGAAAACUGAAUCCACCUACCUUCAAGUAGAUGUAUGAACAGUAAGAUCAAAAUCAAAAACAACAGCUUUUUUCCAUGAGUAGUAGCUCUACUCAAUACCCAAAAAUCUGUAACCUCCUUUUGCUCUGGUAUUUUAUUUAUUUCACAUGUUUAAUCAAUAAUGUUUUAUUAUGAAUGUUUAAUGUUUUAUGUAUCAUUCCUAACAGUCACUGUAUGUCAUGUUGUCACUUGUGGGCAGAGCACCAAGGCAAAUUCCUUGUAUGUGAAUACUUGGCCAAUAAACGUAUUCAUUCAUAUACUUAUUUAUUCAUCCAUUCAUUCAAAUCCUAUUAUAUGCGGUCUCUUUCUACAAUGGAAAGUACCGCUCUUUUGGUUGCGAAAGCAACCACGGGACAUGCGUACCCUUUGAGUAUAGACGUUGUGAGGUCAUGCUGCAGUUACAUAAGACAUUGGUGAGGCCACAUGUGUAAGUGCUGUGUACAGUUUUGAUCACCAUGUUAGAGGAAACCAACUUGUCAAGCUGGAAAGGGUUCAGCAAAGUUUACAAGGAUGUUGCCAGGACUCAGGGACCUGAGCUAUAGAUUGAGCAGGCUAGGACUUUAUUCCUUGCAGUGCAGGAGAAUGAGGAGUGAUCAUAUAGAGGUGUAUAUGAGAAGACAAGAUCAGGUAAACACACAGUCUUUUUAGCCCAGAGUAUGGAAAUCGAGAACUAGAGGUUUAAGGUGAGGGGAUAAAGAUUUAAUAAGAAUCUGAGGGGUAACUCUUCUACACAAAGGAUAGUGGAUACAAUAUAUGGAACAAGUUGACGGAGGAGGCAGUUAAGGCAGGUACUGUCACAAUGUUUAAGAAGCAUUUAGACAGGUACAUGGAUAGGACAGGUUUAGUAUAAUAGACCAAACGCAGGCAGGUGGGAUUAGUGUCGAUGGGAUAUGUUGGUCGGUGCAGGCAAGUUGGACCAAAGGGUCUGUUUCCGCACUCUAUGACUCUGUCUUUUAAAGGAACUGAUUCCAUUUGGCCGUGAUUUCUGCUGUGCCAACCUCCACUUCAAAACACUAUUUCCAGAAAGAAUAAGAGUAUUGUAAUAAUGUUGAAAAGCUUUGAAACUGUAUAAUGUGGAUCAUUUUGUGCUUGAGAAAUGUUUAAUGCAAUCUUUGCUUCAUGGUAUUGAUGGCACAGUAGUGCUGCAGUAGAGUUGCUGCCUUAUUGAGACAGAAACCCAGGUUCAAAUGGGUGCUCUGUUUACGGAGUUGGUAUGUUUACCCUGUAAUCGCCUGGAUGCUCAGGUUUCCAGCCACACUACAAAGACGUGCAGGUUUGUGGAUUAAUUGACUUUGGUAAGUUGUAAAAUUGUCCCUGGUGUGUAGGAUAGUGUUAGUAUUCAUUGUUUGGCAUCGACUCGGUGGGCCGAAGGGCCUAUUCCGUGCUGUAUCUCUAAAAUCUAAAGUCUAGAAUAAAUCCAAGCUGAGAAUCCUGAUACAGCUAUCCUCCUUCAGAGAUACCACACUGCGGAUGAGAACUUUAAACCAAGCCUUCACCUACCCUAAGAAGUAGACAUUAAUGAUCUCAGUACAUUCCAAAGCAGGAAUGUUC